CGUGUGGUGUGUUGUUGACAUCAUCUGAUCAUACAUGUAGUCCACGUCAUUGUUCAUGACCUCUGUGUAUAGUGAACUGCAGAUAGCUCGUCAGGCCUUGCUUUAUAAGAAAAGAUUGCAGUUUGUGGAGAUUAUUUUUUAGUAGGAGUUUGUGGCUCGAUCGUGCAGGAAGGUUUGUGGAGUUUUUUUGCUCGAAAGACACCUUUUGCUGUUUGCAUCGGUAAUGCAUCAAAAAGGACGCAGCGAUAACAGACGUAGCCGUUCCUUCAGUCGUACAAGACAAGCCAUCCAUUCAGCGUGACAGACGGCUGAUACAAGACCAAAGAUUCAAUAUGAAUAACGAACAAAUGACCAACUCCUUAAACGGGGAGAGCCAGCACGAGACUCGCCGUCAGAUGGAACAUUUCUGGAGCGACCACUCGAAGGAUGGCACGCUGGAGGAGAUGAUGCUAGACACCCAAGCUAAGACGCUGUCCAUUCAGGAACAACCGGAGAUUCUGUCGCUCUUACCGUCUGUCAAGGGAAUGAAGGUGUUGGAGCUUGGCGCUGGCAUCGGACGUUUCACCGGAGUACUUGCAGAGGAAGCUGAUUACGUUACUGCUGUUGACUUCAUGGAGAAGUUCAUUGACAAGAAUAAAGAGACCCAUGGCAACAAGAACAACGUUGAGUUUAUCCACGCUGACGUCACUGCGUUGGAUUUCCCGCCAGAAAGCUUUGAUGUGAUCUUCUCUAAUUGGUUGAUGAUGUACCUAACGGAUGAGGAGGUGAUACAACUUGCUGCUAAGACGCUCUCCUGGCUCACCAAAGACGGAUUCUUGUUUUUCAGAGAAUCUUGCUUUUAUCAGUCAGGGAACAAGAAGAGGGACUUCAAUCCGACUGUUUACCGUAACCCAGCCUACUACAACGCUGUGUUUCAAGGCACAGUGACCGGAGAACAUAAUGCCGACAAUGCCGGUGCUGGAUUUGAGCUUAUCUUUAGCAGGAGUGUCCAGUGUUACAUCAAGCUGAAAAACAACCAGAACCAGUUCUGUUGGCUAAUGCAGAAGACUAGGCUGGACAUGGACGCAAACCAUGGCUUCCAGACGUUCCAAAAGUUCCUGGACAAUCAGCAGUAUACCAGAGAUGGAAUCCUAAGAUAUGAGAAGAUCUUCGGAGACGGGUAUGUCAGCACUGGAGGAGCUCGGACGACUGAGGGGUUUGUGGCCAUGCUUGACCUUAAACCCGGUCUGCGGGUCUUAGACGUUGGAGCUGGAAUCGGAGGUGGAGACUUCUACAUGGCAGAGAAGUAUGGCGUGGCUGUAGUCGGGAUGGAUUUAUCCAGUAACAUGAUUGAGAUUGCCAUGGACAGGGCUAGAGCUCACAAAGGUCUCGAGGUACAAUUUGAGAUAGCAGAUGUGACCAAGCGUGACUACAAACCAGAGUCAUUUGACGUCAUCUACAGCAGGGAUACCAUUCUUCACAUCGCUGAUAAGAAAACUCUCUUUACUAAAUUCUUGACAUGGUUGAAGCCUGGAGGAAAGCUCCUCAUAUCGGACUACUGCUGUGGUGAUUUGCCUCACACUGAAACCUUCAAGAUGUACGUUGCUCAGCGUGGUUACACUCUGUGUACCCCAGAACAAUACGGAAAGCUGCUCGAAGAAGCUGGUUUCGUGAGUGUGAACGCAGAGGAUCGAACCUGGCAAUUCAUUGAGGCCUUGGAAGGAGAGAAAACCAGAGUCGAGAACAACAAAGAGGAAUUCAUGAAGGAUUUCAGCGAGGAUGAUUUCAAGUACUUGAUUGACGGAUGGACCAACAAGCUGAUUCGGACCAAAGCUGGGGACCAGAAAUGGGGACUCUUCUUAGCUAAGAAGAACAAGGCCAAGGAAACUUAAGUCACGAAGAAUCAUCUUGAAGGUCACCUCAAGGUGCAGGAGGAUAGAUGGUGCCAUUUGUACAAAUGAUUUAGUUUCCAGGUUUUAAAACCGAAGGAGGCAUCGUUAUACAAGUUUUUCAGAAAGAACUUUUUGAAGAGUUUUAAUUGAAAAAUCUUAGAGUAAAUUAUGUAUUAUCAUCAAAGUUUGUUUUGUUAUGGAGAUUAAGAACUAGAUAUGUUACGUGGUAACUGUCUAGAUAAGCUUCAAACGUUUAGUCACGCGGACAACAUUGACAAUAGGACUGUGCAAGUUUCGAAAAAGAAUAAACAACUCGUAUGAAUGUAACUUUUUUAUAUCAUUUAGGUCCCGGAAGUUCGAAUACACGCAGGACUCGCACAGUUUAUAGUCAAAGACCACACUUUAUUUGACACAACAACACUUGAAAUAAACCAUCGAAAGUUUACACUUACACGGUCAUCGGAGCAGAAAACAUUAAAAAAUCUUAUGUUUUGUGGGCGAUCAUAACUAAUUGUUUUCGCCAUAAUACACAAAUAGCAUUUCAAACGUUAACUGUGUACACAAAAAUAUACUUUUAAUUGUCUUCAUACCAUUCUAAAUUAAUUUCCCUGCUUAAAAGUAGGUCAGAAAAGAGCCUUUUUUUUUUUUUUUUUUUUUUUUACAUGUGCACGGUGGGUUAUUUGUGUUUUAUUUUUUGACACGUUUUAAAACGUACACGACCAAAAACUUACUAAGAUAUUUGUAACCGAAUCAAGCUGUGGUGUUGAUAUAGUUGAUGGAUGGUGAUGAUGUUUUUUUUUUACAAUGACGAUUCAAACAAAUAAAUAAAAGGUAAUAAAAAAAACCACAAUGGUAUUAUGAGAUAAGUCAGAUGAACAGGAGUCGACUAUAUGGGGAUUGUGCUUUCCACUCGAAUACCGGUAAUGAAAAUCAGCUAUUAUCAGAUUAAAGAGAAUUAUUCUACUCUUGCCACACGUAAAAGGUCAGUUGGGAUUCAAUUUUUAUGCAUGGGGGAUAACAAAAUAUUUGAGUUUGUUUAACAGUUUCAAACUUCAUGCUGUUAUUUUGAUGUAUUCGAAUAUGAUUAAGGUUGUUAUGCAUACAGAUGUAUGAACAAUAAA
Messenger RNA from Asterias rubens (European starfish), 2992 nucleotides. RefSeq names its product phosphoethanolamine N-methyltransferase-like. Lineage: Eukaryota; Metazoa; Echinodermata; Asteroidea; Forcipulatida; Asteriidae. Bases 333 to 1871 code for a protein of 512 amino acids. The record is from RefSeq and is a predicted model, not a curated record. The transcript has 12 exons.